Molecule: messenger RNA, 1563 nt
Organism: Ceratina calcarata
Lineage: Eukaryota; Metazoa; Arthropoda; Insecta; Hymenoptera; Apidae
Product: UPF0415 protein C7orf25 homolog
Exons: 4
Coding region: 150-1352 (400 amino acids)
Source: RefSeq, a predicted model, not a curated record
CGACGGACAUUACGCGACGUCCCGCUUUAAUGCAAGAUGGCUACUAAAGCUACGUACGUCGGUCGUGAGCUGUUCGAAAUUAUUAGAACUGUCAUAAAAAACUACGAUCCUUCGUGGUCGAGUACUUGAGAAUUGCUUGGCCAAGAAGGAUGGAGGAGAAGGUCGAGUUGUUGAAAUGUCUCGAGGAAAAGAUAAACAGUGGCAAGGCCACGGUAGACCGAUUGAAACUUCUGGGAAAGAUUGACGGGGUUGAGAAAUUGAUACGAAAGAUUCAGCAAGAGAUUAGGUUUUUAGAAAAGGUACAAUGUACAGGAAACGUAAAGAAAGAACAUCUGCAGAGCACAAAUUUGAUUCAUCUGAAUGCGAUCGUAACACGGCUCUUCUGUGUUAAUCAACCCACCAAUGUUAUGAAACCUUUUAAGCAUAAGAAGUCGAGAUUAGAAGUAGAUAUAGUGUACAAUGGUGGUGCAUCAUGGGUAAAAGUUAUUGCUAGAAAUGCUAGAGCUCUCACAUUGAUUUCGAUGGGGAAUGGAGAAUAUGGGCAAAAGUCUGUGCUCGAUCAGGCCUCCAGUUACUUGCAAUGUGCAAAAUGUUAUCUAUACUUGUAUAGACCACCUGAUGUUGUAUUUCACUUUGCUUAUGGUAUAGAAAUUCCAUUGGCCAGACGUUUAAAGCAAAUGGGAGUGAUCAUUGAAGGGGACAUAAUAAAAUGUAAAGAUGUGCAUGACAAUGGGGACAAAUUAUUUACGGAGAUGUAUCCCUUAGAAACCGCUGAGGAAUCUGUGAGCGUAAAUUCAGAUCUAGUUGCUUUUAAUGCAUCUUCUUUAAAAACUGAGAUAAAACUUCUUAGUUUGGAUGUGUCAACUCUAUUGGCAUACGUGACGAACAUGACUAAUGGGUACGAUCAGUUUAUUUAUCAGGAACCAUUGCUCACGCAACAAGCAGAGAUGGAAAGAAAACGGCCGGUGAAACCGAUUUUAGAGGAACUGUUUCAAGGGAAAGAGCUGAUCGUUUGUCAGACUGCGUAUGAAAAUUUUAUGAACAUCAUCGGUGUUAUCGGUGGGCCCAGAGAGACUGCCAGGGCAAAAGACUUAAUGAGCAAAGUACGCAUUGUCAACGAUGUACCAACCGGUAGAAUAAUGGAGAAAUUGAGUCUAGGCGGUAAAAUUAAGAAUAGAUCUAGAUUAGUUUUUGCGACGGGGGAAAAUAUGAAAAGCAUCAUAGUAUCCGCGAACGAAGGAUUCGUUAGAGCAGCUCGUAUGCAGGGCAUCGAAUGUACAGUCUUUUUGCACGAACCUAGAUCUCUCUCAGAGAUUAAAGAAGGGUAUGCAACGAAAUUAAGUCCAUCCUGAUAUUGUUUAUAAAUGCAUUUUAAAUUGUUACAAGAGAAAUAUACACGAGGAUUAUUUAUUACAAUUUAGAUGAUUGAAACGCAUAUCCAGGCUCUCCUCGAAUUCUGAAAAAGUAAAGUUCGAUGGCUCAAUUGUAACAGAAACGUUUGCGAUGUAAAUCUAUCGUACCGUUAAUAAAUUUAUUGAAAUGUGGAUUUCUUUCCUUCGCUAA